Messenger RNA from Sugiyamaella lignohabitans, 1080 nucleotides. RefSeq lists its product as uncharacterized. NCBI's taxonomy places the organism in Eukaryota, Fungi, Ascomycota, Dipodascomycetes, Dipodascales, Trichomonascaceae. The record is from RefSeq and is a predicted model, not a curated record. The transcript has a single exon. The coding region runs from base 1 to 1080 and encodes 359 amino acids. Gene Ontology annotation, molecular function: protein binding.
AUGGACACAGUACAGCAAGCUCGUAAACUUUUGGAGAGCUCAGAGGCUGCCAAGUGCUUGGAAUUGGCGCUGCCUGUUCUCGACUCUCAGAGCUCCGACGAUGUGAAACUCGAAGCUCUACAUUUGAUCGGUGAGGCCUAUUUGGAAAAUGGUGACCCUAAAAAUGCUUUUGAGUGCUUCAGUAAAUGUGCUGAACUUGAUCCUGAUGGAUCCAAAGGCGGCAUGGAAAAGUUUUUAUGGCUGGGUCAGCUCAGUGGUGGUGAACCGGGUCUGAAGUGGUUUGAGAAAGGUCUUCACGGUCUCAGAAAUGCAUUAACAGAAGUCAAUAACAAGGCGGCCAGUAGCAGUAAAGUUAAUGGUGAUAAUGAUUUACAGAUGCAGUUUCAAGUCAAGCUGCUCCAUAAAAAAAUUAAUGAAGCUCUCUGCGGUAUGAUCGAGGUGUGGAUGACAGACCUUUGUAUGGAGCCAGAGGCCGAGUCGCAAUGUGAAAAGUUAAUUGCUGAGGCCCUGUUACUUGAUGAAGAGAUUCCAGAGUCCUGGAGUAUGUUGGGCUCUAUUCGUAUUAGUCAACAACGAAAUGAUGAUGCUAGAGAAGCUUUAGAGAGAUCUUGGCAACUCUUCCAAGCGGUUGGCGAUGGCAGUAUAGACGAACUUCCUUCUUUGAUUAGAUUGGCUCAAAAUAUGAUGGAAAUGGGUCAACAUCAGUAUGUCCUAGAUGUCACUAAACGUAUUCAUGUUAUGGACGAUCAGGUAGUGGACUCUUUCUAUUUGAAUGGUCUUGCUCAUAAUGAACUGUAUAAGGAGAUUAGAGAUGGCCCAGAUGCCGAGUCAAAAUCAAGAAUCGCUGCUAGACACAUUGCUGGAGCUCGUGAUGCUUGGACCCUGCUAUUAAAUCUUACCAAUACUGGGGAUGUUGAAGUGGAUGACGAGCUUGUAAGCAGUGUUCAAGAGCUUCUGACCACAUUGCCGGAAGUCGGCGAUGACGACUUUAGCAGUAGUAGUGAAGAGGAAGAUGAAGAUAUGGAGGAUGACGACGACAAGGUCGACUUGAAAGACCUGGAUAGUGAUGAAGAACUCUAA